Messenger RNA from Patella vulgata (common limpet), 2129 nucleotides. RefSeq names its product proton myo-inositol cotransporter. Gene Ontology annotation, cellular component: membrane. Gene Ontology annotation, biological process: transmembrane transport. The coding region runs from base 170 to 2008 and encodes 612 amino acids. Gene Ontology annotation, molecular function: myo-inositol:proton symporter activity. Lineage: Eukaryota; Metazoa; Mollusca; Gastropoda; Patellidae. The transcript is spliced from 9 exons. The record is from RefSeq and is a predicted model, not a curated record.
UUAUUAUAAAUAUUGAGAUAUCUUGGCGUGUUUUAAGACAAGAUUGUAACCAAGUAUACCGUGUAUUUAAGGUAAAAACAGUCGGUAGUGGCUAUCUUUAUCGACCUUCAGUCGUCUUAAACUGACGCUAACGAUACCAACGGUGCCGUUUACAAAACAGAUCAUCAACAUGGACAAAAAGGAAGCAGAACCCAAAAAGGGACACCCUGUAUUUGUGUAUGUUUUAGCAUGUUUUGCAACUACAGGAGGUUUAUUAUUUGGAUAUGAUACAGGAAUAGUGUCUGGUUCCAUGUUACUUAUUGAAACCAAAGAAAACUUUGAUUUAUCCACUGUUUGGAAAGAAGCAAUUGUCAGUGCUACCAUAGGAGCAGCGGCCCUUUCGGCCUUGAUCGCAGGAUUCCUUACAGAUUUUCUUGGACGAAAAAAGACCAUCAUGAUAGCGAGUGUGGUGUUUGUUAUUGGUGCCAUAGUUAUGGGAGCUGCUCCAGAUAAAUAUGUUUUAUUGGUUGGUAGAAUAGUUGUGGGUAUUGGUAUAGGUUUUGCAUCUAUGACUGUGCCUGUUUACGUUGCUGAAGCAGCUCCAUCAGAUAUUCGAGGUCGCCUGGUAACACUGAAUCAAUUAUUUAUAACCAUUGGUAUUGUUAUAUCUAGUCUCAUAGCUGGUGCUUUCAGUGAGAUGAAGACAACCGGUUGGAGGUACAUGUUGGGUCUUGCUGGUAUACCUGGUGUGGUUCAGUUUAUAGGAUUUAUAUUCAUGCCAGAGAGUCCUCGGUGGUUGGUUUUACGAGGUCGAUUUGAUCAAGCUAGAGAUGUGUUGAAACAGAUAACUGGUCAAGAAGAUGUCGAGGAUGAAUUGGAAGACAUGAAGAGAGCUGUAGCAGAAUCAACCACUGCAAGGGGAGAUGAUGGUGGAUCAGUUUUAGGUAAAAUGUUAACCACACCUCACGUUAGAAGAGCUUUAUUUGCUGGCGCUGGUUUACAAUUCUUUCAACAGUUGUGUGGCAUCAAUACAGUUAUUUAUUACAGUGCCUCUAUUUUAAAACUGGCUGGGUUUCCUGUCAAAUAUGCUAUAUGGUUGGUUAUGGUACCAAAUACGAUCAACUUCCUAUCAACUUUUAUAGGUUUAUAUUUAGUAGAAAGACUGGGGAGGAAACUUCUCACCAUAAUUAGUUUAGCUGGGGUGGCAUUAGCUCUAGCAGUGUUGGCUAUCGGAUUUCAGUUAUCAUACGUUUAUUCACCGGAACUCAACACCACACUUGUAGAAUUUUAUGGUAAUGGUUCAGCUAUUAUGGACUGCAACUCGUAUUCAUAUACGACUUGUGAACAAUGUAUAGAACAUAAAGAUUGUGGUUUUUGCUAUGAUGAGUUAUCUCGAGCUACGUGUUUACCAGCUAAAGAUGAUGUAUUAGCUGAAGAUGGACGAUGUGGUGCCGUUGGAAACAGUACAGAGGUAGCUUCGGGAUUCCAUUGGUCUCAGGGUUAUUGUCCUACAGAUUACACAUGGAUGGCCGUUCUUGGACUGGCGUUUUUUGUCUUUGCUUUUGCUCCAGGUCUUGGACCCAUGCCAUGGACUAUUAAUUCAGAGAUAUAUCCACUCUGGGCCAGAAGUACAGGGACGUCAAUAGCUACAGCCGUCAACUGGAUUUUAAAUCUUAUUAUAUCAUUUACAUUUCUUACCUUGACAGAAACUAUAACAAAACACGGUACAUUUUGGUUGUAUGGUAGUUUCUGUGUAUUAGGAAUAAUAUUCGUCUUUAUUUUUGUACCAGAAACUAAAAAUUUAUCGCUUGAGGAAGUUGAACUCAUGUUUAUGACGAAAAAAGAAAGGGCGUCUAAAGACUUUAAGGAAAAAUCAGCUAAUGGAUUUGUAAUGGAAAUUAACGUGCCCCAACCAGAAGUUGAAAAUUCCGACAUUAAUAUAAUAUCACCGGCUUCAACUUACAACAAUGCCGAUCCAACAUCGACGAAUUAUUACAGUACACCAACAGGAAGUUCGACAAAACUUUAAGAUCUUUUGAACCUACCGUUUAUGACAAAUACCAAGUUUAAAGUGGCAGUUCUGCAAUCUUGUUCUACUUCUAAUAAAACUACUAAAAUCAGAGGAGGGCAUGUGAAAGUUUGAAAUGAGG